AUGCCCGAUUAUCAAGACCGAUUGCGCACGACGAACAGGUCACCGAGCACACUGCAAGAACUGAAGCAAGAACUACGAGCAGAAUUUGAACCUGAAGACCUUCAAGACCGCCUUCGCGACCAGCUUUUUCGCUUGGAUAUCGCCCCAGAGGAAACCAUCAUCAAGACCGACGCGACCAUCGCCAAGGACAUUACGGACGCAACCAAGGUCAUCAAAAUCGCCGUUACCAGCCAACGCCAGGACCAAGACACGGUAGCUUUCAGCAACAGCCGCGCCUACGAGAAGAAGACGACAUGGAAGUCGAUAACGCCCAAAUGA
This is a messenger RNA of Aphanomyces invadans, 318 nucleotides long. RefSeq lists its product as hypothetical. The coding region runs from base 1 to 318 and encodes 105 amino acids. NCBI's taxonomy places the organism in Eukaryota, Oomycota, Saprolegniomycetes, Saprolegniales, Verrucalvaceae. The transcript is spliced from 3 exons. The record is from RefSeq and is a predicted model, not a curated record.